AUGCAGAACUUUAUAAGAGUGGCUUUCCUAGCGUAUUUUUUUACUCUUCAUACCAGUGAAUGUGUCAUUUUUAAGAUGACCAAUGUAAUGUGCGGUAGCUACAAUAAAUCUUGGGUGAUAAUCAAUCAGUGCCGCUUGAAGGCGAUCGGUCGCCAUAAAAUAGUGUUCAACUUUAAUGCCACCUUUAUAUAUCCGACCACCGAUAUUUCAGUGAGAUAUCAGCUCUUUAAAAGAGAGAGUGGCUAUAAGCCCUGGCUGGUAAAUGUAAACAUAGAUGCUUGCCAAUUCUUGAGGAGACCCUAUGAUGCCAUUGGGGUAAUGAUUUAUAAGUUUUACAGCGAGUUUUCAAACAUCAAUCAUACUUGCCCGAUAUAUGGCAAUAUUCUUAUUAGAAACAUGUAUCUGAAAACGGAACCACUAAGGCGGCUUCCAAUGCCAACAGGCGAUUAUUUAAUGACAAUGGUCUGGAAAUUCUUUAAGAAACCUCAGUUUGCAACUAACGUUAGUUUCCAGUAUGUUGAAGAUCUGUUGUAA
This is a messenger RNA of Drosophila suzukii, 534 nucleotides long. Lineage: Eukaryota; Metazoa; Arthropoda; Insecta; Diptera; Drosophilidae. The record is from RefSeq and is a predicted model, not a curated record.